Scomber scombrus (Atlantic mackerel) is the source of this 1351-nucleotide messenger RNA. It is a transcript of the gene aifm2, whose product is annotated as apoptosis inducing factor mitochondria associated 2. The coding region runs from base 13 to 1146 and encodes 377 amino acids. NCBI's taxonomy places the organism in Eukaryota, Metazoa, Chordata, Actinopteri, Scombriformes, Scombridae. Gene Ontology annotation, molecular function: flavin adenine dinucleotide binding; electron-transferring-flavoprotein dehydrogenase activity. The transcript is spliced from 9 exons. The record is from RefSeq and is a predicted model, not a curated record. Gene Ontology annotation, cellular component: cytoplasm; mitochondrion. Gene Ontology annotation, biological process: positive regulation of apoptotic process; apoptotic mitochondrial changes.
CCAAACAAAGAGAUGGGGUCCCAGCUCUCAGCAGACGGGUCCCAGCUCUCAGCAGACGGGCUGCAUGUGGUCGUGGUGGGGGGGGGUUUUGGGGGAAUCGCAGCGUCGCAGCAGCUGAAGUCUCGAGGAUUUGAUUUCACUCUGAUCGACAUGAGAGACGCUUUCCAUCAUAAUGUUGCUGCGCUGCGGGCGUCUGUUCAGCCUGGCUUCGCUCAGAGAACCUUCAUCCGGUACGCCGAGACGUUCGGACCGCGGUUCGUUCAGGGCCGAGUGGAGCGGGUCGACACCGAGAGACAGACGGUGGUUCUGCAGGGAGGACGGGAGAUCCGGUACUCUCACCUCGUCCUCUGCACCGGUACCGACGGACCGUUCCCCGGGAAGUUCAACACCGAGGCCUCGGUCCAGACCGCGGUCCGGGCCUACGAGGACUUCGUCACACAGGUCCAGGCAGCAGGCUCGGUGCUGGUGGUCGGCGGCGGGUCGACCGGAGUGGAGAUGGCUGCUGAGAUCAAGACUGAGUAUCCAGACAAAAAGGUGGUUCUGAUCCAUUCUAAGACCGCUCUGGCUGAUCCUGAACUGCUGCCCAGCGUCAGACAGCAAGCCAAACAAGUUCUGCUGGAGAAAGGAGUAGAACUGCUGCUGGGUCAGAAGGUCGUGAACCUCUCAGAUCAUCAGAUGAACGUUUGCAGCAGUUCGUUGGUUCAAACUGAUAAAAACCAAACAGUGAAAACUGAUCUGAUCGUCUGCUGCACCGGCCUGCACGUCAACUCCUCCGCCUAUAGGUCCAGCUUCUCGGGCUCUCUGGCAGCUAACGGCGCUCUGAGGGUUAACGAGCAGCUGCAGGUCGACGGCUAUGCUAACGUGUUCGCGGUCGGCGACUGCGCUAACGUUAACGAGCCGAAGAUGGCGUACCAUGCUGAGCUGCACGCUGCCGUCGCCGUUAGCAACAUCGCCAACAGUCUGAGCGGGAAACCAUUAACGUCCUAUCACACAGGUAACGUCACCAUGUUGCUGGCGAUGGGCAGAGACGACGGCGUCGGGCAGUUCAACGGGCUGAAGUUGCCUCGUUGUGUCGUCGCUCUCGCAAAGAGUCGAGAUCUGUUACUGUGGAAGAGCUGGAGGCAGAUGCAACAGACACAGCCCUGAAAUACACACUGUACUACACACACACACACACACAGCCCUGAAAUACACACUGUACUACACACACACACACACAGCCCUGAAAUACACACUGUACUACACACACACACACACAGCCCUGAAAUACACACUGUACUACACACACACACACACACACAGCCCUGAAAUACACACUGUACUACACACACACACAGCCCUGAAAUACACA